AUGCAGGAUUCGACACCCAACGUCAGUGUGGCAUCACGACGACGUUCACGCAGGCUGGCAUCGCAGAAACCGGUGGAUUUCAGUGCAUGUUCAUCAACCGAUGUCAUGAGGGUUAUCGAUGAUAAACACGUACUUCGCGGAAUAAAGUUAGGUGGUGAAAGCAUGCAAAAAGAAGGGAUGAUGGUCGAAACUGUACUAGAAAAAGACUCAACUUCUCAAAGUUCGCCGGUUGCUUUACGGACGCGGUCGCGAUCUCGUUGUUCUAGUAUGGAGUUGAAUGAUGCAGUCAUUGUUGGAGAUCCUCAGAAAGCAGUCAAUAUUGUAUUAACUUCAAAUAAAAUGACUACACCAAAAUCAUGCCGAAAAAGAACUUCGCUGAUGCCUCAAUUAGAAGAAAUCGUUGAAGAGCAACAAAAAUGCAAGGAUGAAGAUAAUAAUGAAAGCAGGCUAGUAGAAAAAAAGAUGGUAGCAAAAAAAAUGUCGGAAAAGAAAGGAAAGCUAUCAGAAAAUGAAAGAGCGCAUGUGGAAGUGUGCGCUGAAAAAAGCUUUGCAGAGAAAUGUAAUGAAAAGAGUGCUUCUACGGAAGAUAUAACUGUUGUAAAGGAGUCAACAAAACCAGAACGAAGAAUUACAGAGAAGUCAUGGAGUAAACCAGAGAGAAGCCCAAAAAAAUCAUCUGCAAAAGCUUCGGAGAGGUCAUUCGCAAGGAAUCCAAAAAAAUUGCGUAUGAAGAAUUCAGAUCAUUUUCUGCAAGAUGAUAUAAAUAUUUUUCCUGCGAAAAAUUCAGACAGUUCAUUGGCAAACAUUUUAGGAAAAUCGUCGACAAUAAUUUUGGAGAAAUUCCCGGAGAAGAAUCAAGAAAUGCCGAUGAACUUAUCAUCUAGCACUGAUUAUUUAGAACAAGAAGCAGAACUCAUCAAUGUAACAAAUUUAGAAGAGAACAAUUUGAAAAUGUGGCCAAAGUUGGAUGAUCUACUAUCACUAUGGUUGAGACGUGGUGAAGAGAGCAUACUUGUGAGUAGUAUUGAAAGAGCAUAUGCAUUUGUGAAUAAAGUAGACACGGGAGUGCCGACGAUAUCGGAGGAACUGAUCACGAGUAAUAGUGAGACUAUUUGGCAACAAAUUGCCUAUGGAAACAAAAAAUUUCAUCGAUAUUUUGCAAAAACAAAGUAUUUCCUGGACAUUGAAAUGCCUGCAGAUAAGAAAUUUACAGAGAAACCAUAUGAUUCACAUUCUUCAAUUGCUACAUCUAAAUUUCGAGACGAAAGUUCUGAUAACACUGAAUGGGAUAGCAACAACUUUAAGUUUAUGAAGGAUGAAGUUAAGAGACUUGAUAAGGACGUCAAUGAUAAUAAAAUGGAUAGAAAUGAUGACAAGUAUAGCAAUGCGUUGGAUAACGAAAGUAUUGGCUUUUCCAGAGUUUCUGACAGCGUGUUCAAAAAGCGUUGGAAGAGUGCAGUUGAUGACCAUUUUUUCUCAUUAGCAGAGAUGGAGGAUUAUUUGGAUAAACAAGAAAAAAAUCCGACACAUCUAAAUGAAAAUUUUUUCGAACAGUUCGAUAAGGAUGGUGAUCAUUUGCAGAAUUCUCAAAAUGAUUAUCAUUACGCUGAUUUUUAUGAAAGCACAAUGAGUACUGGAGAAGAAAGUAGUUCAAAAGCUGCUUGGAAUAAGUUGAGCAAAUCGAAAAAGGUUACGCAAUCUGGCGAAGAGGACAAUCGUACGGAGAAAAGAGUUACAUUUGCUGAUGAGAUUGGUGAUUUGGACUGCGAGAGUGACCGAGACGACAACCAUGUGGAUGACAAAGAAGCAAUGGUCCUUCUUGGUCAGGUGAAUGAGGAAGAGGAUAAUGAAACUGAAUUUCAACAUCGACAGAAGAAACUCCAAAGACGAAUCUUUUCAAUAGAACAAGCAAAUUUAGCUCCAAGAAGUUGGGAUUUGAGUGGUGAAGUGACAGCUAUCGAAAGAGGGGAAAACACGAUGUUGGAGAAACACUUCGAUUUUGAUCAGUCGGCACCAUGCGUACCAGUUAUUACGGUCGAUACAACUGCUCAGCUAGAAGCGAAGAUAAUCCAACGAAUCAAGGAUAGAGCAUUUGACGAUGUGAUGAGAACAGAACGUAGACCGGAAGCAAAUGUGGCAUGCCGAGCAUCAGUUAUAGAAUCGGAAGUUGUAAAAAAAUCUCUUGCGGAAGUUUACGAAGAGCAGUAUCAAAAAACUCAAUAUGGAGUGGGAAAUGAAGAGAAGACAAAUGAGAAACACGAAGAAAUCAAAAAAUUGCUGUCGUCACUGUUCCAGAAAUUAAAUGCUCUGAGCCAUUACCGUUACAUUCCGUCUGAAGUCCACUCGGAAGUACGUGUUCUAAGUAACAUGCCUUCACUUCAAAAAGAGGAAGUGGGACCUCUAGCAUCCACCGACGCUGUGCUUUUAGCUCCGGAGGAAAUACACAAACAUGUUAGUGGUUCGAUUAAGGGAGAUGAUGAGAAAACAAAAACAGAUCGGUCUCGCGCUCGCCGCAAAAAAAAGAAGUGGCAACACAUCAGACAGUUUAAAGAACAAGAAGCGGAAUUUACAACGAAGAAAAAUGAAAAAAAUGAAGUAUCUACUAAGAAAUCUAAAUUAAUGUCUCAAUACGAUAGCAAAAGGGAUAAUAUGAAGUUGACGUCUACUUCGUUUUUCCAACGCCUUCAAACCAAAACCAAAGAGGAGAUGAAAAGUAAUAAAUACAAGACCCCAAAAAUGGAUGCAACAAAGAAAAAAUUAAGUACAGAUUACAAACUCUGA
This is a messenger RNA of Cercopithifilaria johnstoni, 2781 nucleotides long. The record is from the annotation of a GenBank genome assembly. Lineage: Eukaryota; Metazoa; Nematoda; Chromadorea; Rhabditida; Onchocercidae.